AUGGUCUUCAUCCUUCUCUUUCCACCUUCCCUCCCUCUAGUUCUUCCCUCAGUGUCUCUCCUCCAGAAGUCUUCCUCCUCUCCAGUCAGCUGCCACGCUACAGGUUUCUAUCCUAACAGAGGUAUGAUGUUCUGGAGGAAAGAUGGAGAGGCGAUCCAUGAAGUUGUGGAUCCUGGAGAGAUCCUCCCCAACCAUGAUGGGACCUUCCAGAUGAGUGUUGAUCUGAAUGUUUCAUCAGUCAAACCUGAAGACUGGAGAAGAUACAACUGUAUGUUUCAGUUCUCCAAUGUUGAGGACAUCAUUUUCACCAAACUGGAUAAACCCGUGAUUAGAACCAACAGGGUAGAGACGCUCCCUGACAUGAUGAUCCCAGUCAUUCCCAUAGUGGUUGCUGCAGUGGUUGUUCUCAUCCUCGUGGCUGCUGUUGGAUUUGCUGUUUACAAAAAGAAGAAAGGGGGACAGGACGCUGGAGCCUAUUCCAUGAGUCAUAAUGCUACAAGAGGAAGUACUGAACAGACCAGUCUCCAUGCCAUGUUUCCCAAUGACUCUCUGCCCAACAACACAGUCAAGCUUUCUAAAGAUGACCAGGAAACUAUGCUGGGCAUCAGUGCCAUUAUGGACAAUGUCAGAACCAUUCUCUUUACACUGACUACUGUGCUCGGCAUCACAGGAAACUCUGUGGUCAUCUGGGUGGCUGGAUUCAAAUUUAAGCCAAAGGUCACCAACGUGUGGCUGGUGAAUCUGGCGAUAGCAGACCUGAUCUUCUGCUUCACACAAGUUUUGACUGUUACUAAGAAGCUCUUCUUUCAGCACUUUUCUUUCGGCCUCUUCGUCUGCAAGUUCAAGACCUUCUUCAAAUACACCAACAUGUUCUGCUCUGUCUUUCUGCUGGCUGUGAUCAGUCUGGAUCGAGUGCUUUGUGUCUGGCAACCUGUCCUCACAAAGCGUCGUCGCACCCUGUGGGCAGCGAGGGUGGUGGCAGUCUGUAUCUGGAUCGCAGCAAUGCUCUUCAGCAUUCCCUACUUCAUCCAUCACCAAGUCUACCUGGGCAAGAAUAACCUGAGUACGUGCUUGCUGCAUCCAAAGGAGAAGGGGUACAACAACACCAUAGUUGCUCUCUACUCCAUCCGCUUCCUGUGCGGCUUCAUAUUUCCCUUCAUGGUGAUUCUGGUCUGUUACAUCCUGGCCGCUGUGGGAAUCCAACGCACUCGCCUGUCAGGGAAGUCCCGCCCUCUGCGUAUACUAGCAUGUUUGGUCAUUGCCUUCUUCCUGUGCUGGGCGCCUUACCACUGCCUCUUACUGGUGAAGAUGGUGGACAGUAAAAAGGCACUGUUGAAAAUCUGGUACCCUGUAGCAGAGGGUAUUGCCUGCUUCAACAGCUGUGUGAACCCACUGUUAUACUUCUGCAUGGGGCUAAAAGUCAGUGAGGGAUUUAGACAGAGUCUGAUAAGAGUUUAUAAAAGAGGCCUGGCAGAUGACAUAGACGGCCAGAUGACUCACUCCACUGAUCGUUCUUUGGAUUAA
This is a messenger RNA of Pelmatolapia mariae (spotted tilapia), 1524 nucleotides long. RefSeq names its product fMet-Leu-Phe receptor-like. The record is from RefSeq and is a predicted model, not a curated record. Bases 1 to 1524 code for a protein of 507 amino acids. Lineage: Eukaryota; Metazoa; Chordata; Actinopteri; Cichliformes; Cichlidae. The transcript has 5 exons. Gene Ontology annotation, cellular component: plasma membrane. Gene Ontology annotation, biological process: phospholipase C-activating G protein-coupled receptor signaling pathway; positive regulation of cytosolic calcium ion concentration; complement receptor mediated signaling pathway. Gene Ontology annotation, molecular function: complement receptor activity; G protein-coupled receptor activity.